AAAUUCGCGCCGCCAGUAAUGAUUGGGCUGCCAUUGGAGCGGUUGUUCGUUUUCUGAGCUUUGUGUUGUUAAAAUCGUUGUGUUCGCGUUAAAAUCGUACAAAAUCCAGUGAAAAAUGUCGAACCCGGAGGAGAAAACCGAGGCCGGUGAACCCGAGGACAAUUCAAAUGAGUCGACGUCCGAUACUUUGUCAAAAGGGGAGGAAUUCGAGGCGAAGUUGGAGACAGAUCGCAGCAAAAGAUUCGACUUUUUGCUUAAACAAACCGAGAUUUUUUCGCAUUUCAUGAACCAGUCUAAAAAUGCCAACAAACCGAAAACGGGCCGUCCCAAGAAAGAAAAGAAGGAGGAUGUUGCCGACCACAGGCACCGUAAAACGGAGCAGGAAGAAGACGAGGAGCUCCUCGCCGAAACCAACACGAAAGUAAAACCGACGAUACGUUUCGACGCGUCGCCGAUUUUCAUAAAAAACGGGGAACUUCGAGACUAUCAAGUGCGGGGUUUGAAUUGGAUGAUAUCGCUGUACGAGAACGGAAUUAAUGGCAUUUUGGCCGAUGAGAUGGGUCUCGGGAAAACUCUGCAAACCAUUACGCUGCUCGGGUUUAUGAAGCAUUACAAGAACAUCAACGGGCCUCAUAUUGUCAUUGUGCCAAAGUCAACUCUGGCCAAUUGGAUGAACGAGUUUAAAAAGUGGUGUCCUUCACUAAGGGCUGUGUGUUUGAUUGGUGACCAAGAAGCUAGGAGCACGUUUAUUCGCGACGUGAUGAUGCCGGGCGACUGGGACGUGUGCAUCACCUCCUACGAGAUGUGCAUCAAGGAAAAAUCGGUUUUCAAAAAGUUCAACUGGCGCUACAUGGUCAUCGACGAAGCUCACCGCAUCAAAAACGAAAAGUCCAAACUGUCAGAGAUCUUGCGCGAGUUCAAAACGUCCAACCGCCUGCUUCUCACCGGUACGCCCCUGCAAAACAACCUGCACGAGUUGUGGGCUCUUUUAAAUUUCUUGCUGCCGGAUGUGUUUAAUUCCGCUGACGAUUUCGACGAGUGGUUCAACACCAAUCAGUGUUUGGGCGAUAAUCAGUUAGUGGAGAGGUUGCAUGCGGUAUUAAAACCUUUUUUGCUUAGACGUCUUAAGUCUGAAGUGGAGAAACGGUUGAAACCCAAGAAAGAGGUUAAAGUGUACGUGGGUUUGAGUAAGAUGCAGAGGGAUUGGUAUACGAAGGUUUUGAUGAAGGAUAUCGAUAUCGUUAACGGGGCCGGUAAGGUGGAAAAGAUGCGGCUGCAAAACAUCCUCAUGCAGCUUAGAAAGUGCACCAAUCACCCUUAUCUGUUCGAUGGAGCGGAACCAGGACCACCAUACACAACGGAUCAACACUUGGUGUACAACUGCGGCAAAAUGGUGAUUUUGGAUAAGCUCCUCCCCAAACUGCAAGAGCAGGAAUCCAGGGUUCUCAUCUUCUCCCAGAUGACGCGUAUGCUGGAUAUUUUAGAGGAUUACUGCCACUGGAAGCAGUUCCAGUACUGCCGACUGGACGGACAGACCCCGCACGAAGACCGUCAACGGCAAAUCAACGAGUACAACGAAGAUAACAGCAAGAAGUUUAUUUUUAUGUUGUCUACGCGCGCCGGCGGGUUGGGUAUUAAUUUGGCCACCGCCGACGUCGUCAUCAUCUACGACUCCGAUUGGAACCCGCAGAUGGAUCUGCAAGCCAUGGACAGAGCGCACAGAAUCGGCCAGAAGAAGCAGGUGCGCGUUUUCCGGUUCAUAACGGAAAACACCGUGGAGGAAAAAAUCGUUGAGCGCGCUGAAGUUAAGCUGCGUUUGGAUAAGCUCGUCAUUCAGCAGGGAAGACUUGUGGACUCGAAACAGCAAGCCUUAAACAAGGACGAGAUGCUGAACAUGAUCCGUCACGGUGCUAACCACGUUUUUGCCUCGAAAGAUUCGGAAAUCACCGAUGAUGAUAUAGAUACGAUUCUUGAAAGGGGCGAGGCGAAAACCGCGGAGUUAACGAAGAAAUACGAAGCGUUGGGAGAGAGUACGCUAAGGAAUUUCACCGUGGACGCCCCCACGCAGUCCGUUUAUAAAUUCGAGGGGGAAGAUUACAGGGAGAAGCAGAAAACGAUGGGGUUGAGUUCGUGGAUUGAGCCUCCUAAACGCGAGCGCAAAGCCAACUACGCCGUCGAUGCCUACUUCAGAGAGGCUUUGAGGGUUUCGGAACCCAAAGCGCCCAAAAUCAACGCGCCCAGACCGCCCAAGCAGCCCAUCGUGCAAGAUUUUCAGUUCUUCCCGCCUAGGUUGUUCGAGUUGCUCGAUCAGGAGAUUUACUACUACAGGAAGUCGUUGGGCUAUAAGGUUCCGAAGAACCCCGAGCUGGGGCCCGAAGCGUCGAAACAACAGAAGGAAGAGCAACGCAAAAUCGACGAAUCCGAGCAGUUGACGGAAGAGGAGCAAACCGAGAAGGAGAGUUUGUUAACGCAGGGUUUUACUAAUUGGAGCAAACGGGAUUUCAAUCAGUUCAUCAAGGCGAACGAGAAGUACGGGAGGGACGAUAUCGAGAACAUUGCGCGCGAAGUGGAGGGAAAAACGCCGGAAGAAGUGAUGGAGUAUUCCGCCGUGUUCUGGGAGAGAUGCCAUGAAUUGCAGGACAUCGACCGCAUCAUGGCGCAGAUAGAGCGCGGGGAGGCGAAGAUACAGCGGCGCGCGAGCAUAAAGCGCGCCUUGGACGCCAAGAUGGCGCGCUACAGAGCCCCCUUUCACCAGCUGCGCAUCGCGUACGGCACCAACAAGGGGAAAAACUACAUGGAAGACGAGGAUCGCUUCCUCGUCUGCAUGCUUCACAAGCUGGGCUUCGAUCGCGAGAACGUCUACGAGGAACUUCGCGCCGCCGUUCGCGCUUCGCCUCAGUUCCGCUUCGAUUGGUUUUUAAAGUCGCGCACCGCCAUGGAACUCCAGCGACGCUGCAACACGCUCAUCACUCUGAUCGAGCGCGAGAACGCCGAACUAGAGGAGAAGGAGCGCACCGAGAAGAAGAAGAAGAACCCUAAAUCCGGCAACGCCGCCGGCACCCCCACUCAGCAGCAACACAAGAGUUCGCACAAGAGGAAACACGACGGUUCCGGUGCGGCGGACAAAAAGAAGAAGAAGAAGAAAGAAGUUGCAUCCUUUUGAAAGUCCACCAAGUGAAGUUUAGUAUUAUGUUUAAUUAAUUGUUCUGUCCAGUGAUCCUAUUUAUACUUUUUUAAUAAUUGAUAUUUUCCUGCCGCACACGAAUCUUCAUGUUUAAGAUUGUAGAUGUUCCCUUAUAAAGACAAGUAUAAAGUUUUAGUUUCAUUCUUUAAAGUUCUACAAAAAAAUACAUU
Molecule: messenger RNA, 3354 nt
Organism: Brassicogethes aeneus
Lineage: Eukaryota; Metazoa; Arthropoda; Insecta; Coleoptera; Nitidulidae
Source: the annotation of a GenBank genome assembly